AUGAGCAAGAAACGCUCCAAGAAGGCCACCUCCUCGUCCUCUACACCUCCCUCAUCAUUCACACCUCAGCAGAAUCCUUCAGCUUCCACGUCAACAACUUCUUUUACAUCUCAAGCAACCGUCACCACCCACCGGGAUGAUGCAAGUGUGGCCGGUUCCGCAAUGUUUAAGCCUCGGGCAUCGGCGUUGGAAUCAACCGCCUCGGUCGUUCACAAGGUGAAGUCUCAGGUUCCUGAAACAUUACAAGCAGUCUCCCAAACCAUUCCUCAACGGCUUCCCCAAAACCUCACUCGCUGGACCGGCUCCAAAACAACUGCUAGUACGAAAUUAGAUCAAGAACCCGUCACAAGAACACCAUCCUUCUCGGAACCAUCACCGUCCCAACUUUCACAAUCACCACAAGCACCUUCUCCAAUGCACAAAGUCCUAUCCCCACCAAAACCAACCACCCAGUUAACUGGUGCACCAGAAGAUACCAGUUCGAAAGGAUCACAAGAGGAAUCCAGAUCUGAUACAGGUGACAAGCAAAAAUCAAUAGCAAAUGGAGGAAGCGGAAAGAUAGAAGGCGCUGCCAACACUGAAAUUCUAGAGCAGCCUGAACAGAAAGCCUCGGGUUGGCUAGGAGGGUGGUGGGGUGGAAGCCAGCCGAAUCCAGCUGCGACAAAUACAGAAGCCACACCACCUUCAGAUAACGAAACUACACCAGCGGCAGCUGCGACACCAACAGGUUCGAUGACGCCAAAAUCGCCCCCAAAUCUCCCAUCGAUAGAGAACCUCAAAGCCGAUCAUCGAACUGUACAGAAGGUAAGAAGUGCGGAGAACCUAGGUCUAAAGAGAGCCCUGAAUGGAAGCAUGGCCUCCAUUAAAACCGCGCCGGCAACAAUGGUCGAUCCUCCCAAGGUGACGAUUACAGCCGAAGAACCACCCCCAGCAAACGAUACUUCUGCCGCCGCUACCAUUACAGCUACGCAAGCUUCUACACAAGCUUCCAAGGGAUCAUGGUUAGGGUAUUGGUACGGGGCAAGCGAAAGUGCACCAGCUACCAACAUUGGCGAUACUACAGCAUAUGAUGCACCUCAGUCGAUAGAGAUUGAGAGCAGUGCGGCUCAAGUUGAGGAUGGGAACACAAAGUUCUCCCAGGAUAACGGAACAGCCGCAGCUAGUAUGCCAGAGAACCCAACAAGUGCGCCACCUCAACACGAACAACCUGAAGGUCUAUUGGCGAGAGGGGCGGCAUGGGUUUGGUGGUCAAAGGCAGCACCAGAAACCGACGGGCGCAAGACGGUCGAAACAGGUGAAAUUGCGGUGGCUGGAUCUUCAACUGAAGCAGACCCUCAAAAAGCGAAAAUUUCAGUCCAAACCACAAACGGCAACAAAAGGAGGAGCGAAUCACCGCACUCAAUAAGGUUGAGGCCAAGCUCAGCUUCUGGAUCGCAGCCACCAUCCAUUCCCGUUGCUCCCAAAGAGAUAUCUCCAGCUGCGAAGAAUUUGCAAAAAGUACUACCACCGAACUUGCUCGUACCGUCAUUCGAUUCUUGUUACUACUCUCAACAAUCGCGCCCAUGGUUCAAGCUAAGCUCUGCUGUCAAUCGCUUCUGGUCAGCCCCUAAAGUAGUAUCACGUACUCAUCUCUCGAUCGUUCCAACUCUCCCUCGAAUACGCAAGGCGGUUGCAAUCGGUGUACAUGGUUUCUUCCCUAUGAAGAUUCUUCAGAGAGUGCUCGGUGAACCUACAGGUACAUCAGUUCGCUUUGCAAAUGAGGGAGCCGCAGCAAUUCAACGAUGGGCCGACAAACAUAAUAUCAGCGUCGAUAUCGAGAAGAUUGCGUUGGAGGGUGAAGGUCGGGUUUCUGAUAGGGUCGAAGUGCUGUGGAAGCUGCUAGAGAAUAAGCUAGAUGUGAUUGAAGCUGCGGAUUUCAUUCUCGUCUGCUGUCACUCUCAGGGGACACCCGUCGGUGUACAUUUGGUGGCCAGGAUGAUCGAGUAUGGGCUAGUCGAAAAGUCAAAGAUUGGAAUAAUUGGUAUGGCGGGGAUAAAUCUUGGUCCAUUUGGCGAACUAAAUUCGAGGAUUCUCAGCGGAUCAGCAAAGGAGCUGUUCGAAUUUUCAAGUCCAGAGAGCGAGGUGUCUCUACAGUAUGUCGAAUCACUUACUGCAGUGCUCGCACAUGGGGUCAAGCUAGUUUUUGUGGGCAGUAUCGACGACCAGCUUGUUUCGCUAUACUCAUCAACCUUCUCAAACAUCAGUCAUCCGUUCAUUUACCGGGCUGUGUUUGUUGACGGACGAGUUCAUGCACCGGAUUUCAUCUCCCACGUUGUUGGACUGGCAUUGAAGCUACGGAAUAUCGGUGUAAGAGACCAUGGGAUCAUCAGAGAGCUAUCCAGUCCGCUAGCAGGAAGUUUAUACUCCGGGGAAGGACAUUCGAGAAUCUAUGACGACGCAGCAAUCUACGACCUAGGGGUUAGGCACACGUUGGAGACCACGACCAAGGAGUUCCUCCGGGUGCCAUUAAAAGUAGAGGAAUUCCAGUUGCCUUCGGCAACAAACCCUUAUAUCCUUCCGUGGGCUAUGAGAGGCAUGUUGGAAGAGAAAAAAGUGCAGGAUGAAUUGCAAGAAGAGGCGCAGACCCUCCUCGACGAGUUUUCAAAAUGGCAGCCGGUGUCGAAGGUUUUGAAAGAUGUUAAGUAUGUCACACCAGCCCCCUCCCUGCGAACGAGCGAGAUUAACAUGAGAAUCGUAAUAGGUUUCGAUUAG
Molecule: messenger RNA, 2751 nt
Organism: Orbilia oligospora ATCC 24927
Lineage: Eukaryota; Fungi; Ascomycota; Orbiliomycetes; Orbiliales; Orbiliaceae
Exons: 2
Coding region: 1-2751 (916 amino acids)
Source: RefSeq, a predicted model, not a curated record